ACGGGUACUCAACGAAAUUCGCCCAAACACGCGCAGUGACAAGCCUCGACUCUAGAUUCUAGAAACGCAAUGAGUGUGCUAUUAUCAUGUCCGAAACAUGGCAGUUUUGUUUAAAAAUUAAAAUAUCGAAAAAUCAAAAUCCAAUACAAAUUCCAGCAAUCAAUCAAAUCAAACCAUGGCGGAGUCGUCAUCACCACCAUCGGCCGAGCAUACGAAAAUCACGGACUUGGAGGAGGACGCGCUGGCCCACUGUGCCUCCUACCUCAAGCUACAAGACAUCUCAAACUUGGCCAUCUCCUGUAAAUCUCUCCGACAAAUUGCUUAUUCUGACUCCGUCUGGCUUCGUCUCUUCAGGGAACAAUGGCCUUGGUCCCAAGAAUUACUUUCAGGCUCUUUGCAAACAUUGGGAGGCAGGGAAGCAUAUUUGGCGAGGCAUAAAGCAUUGCAACAGUUCAAAUUUGUGGAUCCGUGGGUUUGCCACUUUCAUACUGCACCAAAACCUUUUGAUCAUAUGCUAAUGGACAAAAGUAAUAUUUUCUUUUCGCAGGGUCCUUCCUUACAAACGAUUUUCAUUGAUAACUAUCCUACCAAAAGAGACUCUCCUGGGGUACGAUCUGAUCAUAAUGCUAGGAUUACUUGCAUGAGAUUGUUUGUUCUUGAUGAUACAUCUUUAUGUAGAGGUGCAAGAAGGAAAGAAAAUUUCUUGGUAACCUCCAGCUGCGACCACUCCAUUCGCAUAUGGUGGAAGGGUUCCUUCCAACGAUGUUUUAAAGGUCAUAAUGGUCCAGUGUCCACCUUAUCAGAUAAAUUGUUAGGUGAUGCUGGCAGCAGACUAUUGGCGAGUGGUGGAGAAGAUGGUACUGUCCGCCUUUGGGCUCUUAACUCUAGUGGAAAACGAGGUCAACAUGCUUUAAAGGCUACAUUUUACGGGCAUGAGAAACCUGUUAAAUUGAUGUCAGUUGCCGGGCAUAGGACCUCUCUUUUGGUGAGCAUGUCAAGAGAUUCUAAGGUGAGGGUUUGGGAUACAUCCACAUCAUCUGCUGUUCGUUCUUCAUGCUGUGUGGGAAUGACUUCUGUAACUGGUACUCCUGUGGACAUGAAAUGCCAUGAAUCAUUGCUUUAUGUUGCUGCUGGUUCUUCUGUUGUUAUGAUUGAUUUGAGGACAAUGCAAAAGGUCAUCACUGCAGCAAUCGAUCAACCAAAAUUAUGCUCCUUUUCUAUUUUGCCCUCAAAAUCCUUGAUCUGCAUUGGUGGAAUUGGCAAGGCAAUGCUCUGGGAUAUAAGGAGAAGCCAGGAGACUCUAAAAUUAGAACCAGUUGCAGAGUUGGAUGGACACACAGGUCCGGUAACACAUCUACACAUGGAUCCAUACAAAGUAGUAACAGGAGGGCCAGAAGAUUUGCAUGUCAAUAUUUGGGAGACUGACACCGGUAUGCAAACAAAUUCCUUGCUCUGUUGUUCUUCUGAGGAAACAAAAACAGUCAUAGGGUGCUCGGCCUUGGCUGUUAAUGGAUGUCGUAUUGCAACUGCUACCUAUAGCGAACGUGGACUCAUAAAGUUCAGCAAUUUCUCUCACGCUGCUUGCCCUAUUUCAAAAAAUGAAGAUCAGCAUGAUUCAAAGUUCUGGGGUCCUCAAAAUUAUAUUGAUACUGACUCAGAUAACUGAACAAAUUUGCUUGUGUUAUGUAUCUUUUAGGCUAAAUUUU
This is a messenger RNA of Pistacia vera, 1706 nucleotides long. RefSeq lists its product as uncharacterized. NCBI's taxonomy places the organism in Eukaryota, Viridiplantae, Streptophyta, Magnoliopsida, Sapindales, Anacardiaceae. The transcript is spliced from 8 exons. Bases 176 to 1666 code for a protein of 496 amino acids. Gene Ontology annotation, molecular function: protein binding. The record is from RefSeq and is a predicted model, not a curated record.